Microdochium trichocladiopsis is the source of this 972-nucleotide messenger RNA. RefSeq lists its product as uncharacterized. The record is from RefSeq and is a predicted model, not a curated record. NCBI's taxonomy places the organism in Eukaryota, Fungi, Ascomycota, Sordariomycetes, Xylariales, Microdochiaceae. The transcript has 3 exons. Bases 1 to 972 code for a protein of 323 amino acids.
AUGGCGUCCGCGCCCUAUGAACGCCGCUUGGCCGGUGGUGGAUUCUCGCAGGCUCAAACCACCAACCAGCAAGGGCCAGGCUUUGACGAAAGGCCGGCCGGAAGAAUGCCCAAGAUUGUCCUGGAGCCCACUCCCAGGAACCAACAAGCGUACAACGAGGUUAGACGGCAGCACGAGGGAAAGAGACUCCGCGCGCACGUGAGCCCAAACACUCGGCAAACACAUCUGCAACCAGCCGGGACCAUGGAUACGUGGAGUACCACAGACGGAAGUGGACUCAGCCCCAGCACAAGCCGAUCAGUUUACUCCGAUAACACGGAGUCGUCGCAGCUCUCCCCUUCACCAGCUGCAACGGCAAAUCUCUCCGCAGAUGGCGUUGCUGGUCGCAAAUCCCGCGGCAAGAGAGGGAGAGCCUUAGGGUGGGACGUGAGAUUUCAAGCUGCACUUUUGCGGAGACUCGACAUCGUGUGCGAGUUGCACAAACGGAAAAAGGUCAGAUGUGAUUGCUAUGACUUCUCAUUAUUAGAAGCCUGCUGGAACAAGAACCGGGCUCAAUCUGCGCCUAGCCAACAAUCCCCUGGGACUGGUCACCGGGCAUCACAUCCUACACACAGCACUACUGAAAAUGCGGUCCUCCACGCAAGUGGGCCUGAUAUACACAUCACCACCGUCGACGAUCCGAUAAUGAUGGUAGACACGGACAAUCCUACAGGUUCAGCCGCACGUGGCCUCCAAGAAUUUCUCGGACUUUUUGGCCCAGGCCCGGUGCCGUCCAACCAUUCCGUGCCCACGUCAGCUCGCCGAACAUUCUUAUCCACAGCAAACUCCUUCGCGGAUCCUAGCUUGCAACCGACCUUUUCGCAAAACAAUGCUAUCCUUGUCGGCGACGAGCAACGUUAUUCCCCUCGCGAAACAUACUGGACGUGCGCCGACCAGAACUGGACGCGCAGAGAGUCGAGAAUUAUUGGAUAG